AAAGCAGUUGAUAUCGCAAUUAUUAUGCAAUUAUAAUUGCAAGAGUUACAAACUAGUGCAGUUAUUUCAUGCUCUAACAUGUUACUCAGUUCCACAGAAAUUAAAGUGCUCCAAUCAGAAUGACAAGACUCUCGAUGUAACUUCGAGACAACUUGUUUUAGAAGAAAAAUUAUAGACAUUAAUCCAGCAAACUAGAACAGAGGUGAGCUAAUACACUUUUAUACAGUAACUUUGACGCCUUCAAGAUGGCUACGAAUAAAGACUACGCAAUCGGCAUCGACUUGGGCACGAGUAACUCGUGCGUGGGAGUCGUCAGGAACGGGCGCGUGGAGAUCAUCGCCGACGAGCGAGGUAGUCGCCUCACGCCGUCGUUUGUUGCGUUCACUGAAGAUGAACGACUUAUUGGCGAGUCGGCCAAGCUUCAGCGCACUGAAAAUCCUGCCAACACAGUAUACGAAGUGAAGAGACUCAUCGGUCGUAAGUUCAGCGAUGAAGCAGUGCAGAAUAAACUCCCUCACUGGCCAUACCGCGUCGUCAACGCCAGCGGCAACCCCAAAAUCUGCGUUCAAUAUCUCGAAGAGGAAAAAUUUUUCACCCCAGAAGAGAUUUCAGCGAUGGUGCUGUCCAAAAUGAAAGAAAUCGCCCAAAUAUUCCUUGGAUGUGAAGUUAGGAAGGCGGUCAUUACUGUACCUGCGUACUUUACGGACUCUCAAAGACAGGCUACAAUUGAUGCUGGUACCAUUGCGGGUCUUGAGGUACUGAAAAUCCUCAAUGAACCUACCGCUGCCGCCAUUGCCUACGGGGAAGACACGAUCGUCGCCUAUGAGACAAACAUUCUGGUCUUCGACUUCGGCGGCGGGACUUUUGAUGUAGCGGUUCUGAAAAUGAAGAAAGAAAACUACGAAGUCAAAUCUGUUGAGGGGAAUAGCCAGCUUGGAGGAGGGGACAUAGACUGUCGCGUUGGUAAAUUUUUGAUAAAUUCAAGGAGAGAACAGGGCUGGAUGUAUCUAAUGAAAUGAAAGUUCAAGCAAAAAUUGUCAAAGCUGCCGAACAGACAAAGAUCAAUUUGUCAGUUCGGAAGCAGGACAAAGUUCAAAUAGAGAGCUUGAGUAAUGGGCAAGAUUUCAUCUUUGUUUUGACCCGAAUCAGGUUUGAAUUACUUUGCGAAGAUAUUUUUACAGAAACUAUGCAGUGUGUGGACAGAGCGAUUACCAAUGCGGGGCUUACAACAAACGAAAUUCACGAAGUAGUCAUAGUCGGCGGUUCCAGUUGGAUUCCCAAGCUCAGAAAAAUGCUAGAAGAAAAAUUUCCAAACAAGGAAAUCAAAAGGACGAUCAACCCUGCGGAAGCUGUUGCUUAUGGCGCAGCUGUCCAGGCAGCCAUGCUCAACAACGACCGAAGUGUUAAACACAUUCAGCUGACAGAUGUGACCCCGCUGUCCCUUGGCAAGGCUAUUAUUGGUGAUAAAAUGAGCAUCAUUAUCAAACGAAACUCUAAGAUACCGGUCGAAUGCACUAGGAAUUACACUACUGUCGAAGAUUAUCAAAAAUUCGUAUUAAUCAAAGUUUACGAAGGCGAAAGUGCAGUUGCCUCGAGGAACAAUUUAUUGGGGGAGUUCAGGGUUGAAGGGAUCGAAGUGGCCCUGGCUGGGGUACCCUCAAUCGAUGUAACUUUUUCCCUAGACAAAAACGGGAUAUUGAGUGCUACUGGCGUGGACCGGAAGACUGGAGCCCGAGGUCAAGUUACCAUCUCCAUUAAUAAAGGACGUCUCAAAAAGGAGGACAUUAAGAGAAUGAUUGUAGAAAUGAAGGACAUGGAAAAGCUAGAGAUUCAUAGCCAUGCUUAGAUGAAUGAUUUUGCUUAAGUGGUAUCGUCGAUCGCAUAAAAGAAGUCUUCUAGAAAAGCUCAAAAAAGAAAGUCCCAAGAGUUUACGAUGUAUUAAUAAGGCUGUGCAACGAGUCGAGGCUUGGUCGGAGUAUCACGACUAUGCAACCAAUGCGGUUGCAUCGAGACUUUCUCUGAACUCCUGGCUGACUUUACCAUCUAAUUACUUUUUUUGCAACUUUACAGCAGCACAUGAAAUGCUAAAGCAGUCCGGCUGGUGAAUUUAUCGCUUGGAACCCUUCUAUUUUGCUGUUUUCUUUAAGCAUUAUGCAGUAAUUCAAUUGUAACUAGUUAUAAUAAAGUUGCCUUCCCAUC
Hyalella azteca is the source of this 2199-nucleotide messenger RNA. Its product is annotated as putative heat shock 70 kDa protein 7. Gene Ontology annotation, biological process: vesicle-mediated transport; cellular response to unfolded protein; protein refolding. The record is from RefSeq and is a predicted model, not a curated record. Gene Ontology annotation, molecular function: ATP hydrolysis activity; ATP binding; heat shock protein binding. The coding region runs from base 246 to 1019 and encodes 257 amino acids. Gene Ontology annotation, cellular component: cytoplasm; plasma membrane; nucleus. NCBI's taxonomy places the organism in Eukaryota, Metazoa, Arthropoda, Malacostraca, Amphipoda, Hyalellidae. The transcript has a single exon.